This is a messenger RNA of Blepharisma stoltei, 1011 nucleotides long. The record is from the annotation of a GenBank genome assembly. Lineage: Eukaryota; Ciliophora; Heterotrichea; Heterotrichida; Blepharismidae.
AUGUCAACAUCGAACGGAUUUGAAGCAGAUCUACCUAUGUCUACAAUAGAGUCUCAGCCAUGUCUUGACUCGAGCUCGAUUCCUCGAAUUAGUGUCAGUUUAAGACCUGGCUCCUCGUGCGACUGCAUAAAGCCUAACAAGUUAGACCUAACAUCUGAAAGCUUCAGGAAAUCGACCUCUACAGCUUCUUCAGAAAAACCUGUAGAAGAUAUGCUGUUUGCUAAACAAGCUGAGUACAAGGCAAAACUCAAUUCUAAGAUUUUAGAAAAAGAGUGGCAAGAAGGCUUCGAGCUUCGGGAUAAGCCAAAAAUUAACCCUACAUCAAAGACCAUUGCUGGAAAACGUGAAGUGAGGGAAAAAGUUAUAGAGAAAAAAAAUAAAGAAAAGACUGAGUAUGAUAGACGUCAAUCUUUUAGAGCAAUAAGCUCAUUAGUUAGCUUAGAAAGUAUAAAGAAAUCGCUAGAUUCAAGGAUAAGCUUAAUUCAUGAAGAGCCAGUUCCGAAAAAACAAUACUCAAAGAUGAGUGUUACAGAAAGAAACCAAUAUUGGCUUGAAGAAAAGCAAAAGAAAAUAGAAAAUCAAAGAAAAGAGACUGAGGAGCAAGAGCUGAUGGGGUGCACUUUUCACCCAGAAUUGACACCUAGGAUUCAAUUUGUGAGCGCUACAGAUUCUACUAUUGACCAAAAGUCGUCAGCUUCAGGGUAUUCAAGGAACAGCUCCUAUAAAAAGAAAAAAGCAUCAAAGUCGAUAAAUUCCAAUAAAGAAAGACCUCAAGUAUGUGAGUCUCCAGUUUUGAAGUCGGCAAUUCCUAUGAGAAUUCCUCCUCCAAACCCUAUGUUUUCGCUAUCAUCUCAGCCUUGUAAAGCAAGCUCAAAAGGCGCUUCAACUCCAAUACUUUCACCAUUCUAUAGUCAAUUGACUCCUUGCAAUAAGAACUACAGAUUCAGAUCUGGGUGCAACUUGAAACCUUUCCUUACAAAGGCAAAACCUAUGGUUGACUAUACAUUUUAA